Acanthochromis polyacanthus (spiny chromis) is the source of this 7406-nucleotide messenger RNA. Its product is annotated as kalirin-like. Gene Ontology annotation, cellular component: cytoplasm. Gene Ontology annotation, molecular function: protein binding; guanyl-nucleotide exchange factor activity. NCBI's taxonomy places the organism in Eukaryota, Metazoa, Chordata, Actinopteri, Pomacentridae. The record is from RefSeq and is a predicted model, not a curated record.
CCAAACCGACCGUCCGCUGCAGGCCCGGCAGGAGGAGAGAGACUGAGAGAGAGAGAGGGGGGUACCGGGGAGCGGGAACGGUAACGGCGGCGGUAACGGUGACGUGAUGUGAUGCGAUGCCGCGCGGGAUCACGGUAACGUAAGAGCAGCAGCUUCAUCAGCGGAGGAGGAAGAGGAGGAGGAGGAGGAGGACCGACGAGCCGAGCCGAGCGGAGCCCCGGAGGAUGCUGCACUGAUCGGUACCGUCCGAACACCGCCCCGGGAGCCCGCAACCACCGGAGCACCGCCGCAGGGAUGGACGGCUAGAGGCCCGGGAGGAGGCGGCGGCGGCGGCGGCGGCGGCGGAGGAGGAGGAGGAGGAGGAGGAGGAGGCGCACCGGAUCGAGCGACGGUACAUAACGGAGGAGAGCGCGCGAGGAGGAGGAGGGAGGAUGAAUCCGGUGGAUGGAGGAGGAGAACCGGGCCCGGACGGCCUGGCGACGGCAGGUUCUGGUAAAGCCGAGAGUGUCCGGGCAGUUGACGUCCUGACGGUGCUCAGAGAGAAAGUGGCCUUCGUGUCGGGCGGACGGGACAAACGAGGCGGACCAAUCCUGACCUUCCCUGCCAGGACCAAUCAUGAUCGAAUAAAACAGGAGGACCUCAGCCGACUGGUCACCUACCUGUCCACCAUACCCAGCGAGGACGUUCGAGCUCGUGGCUUCACCGUGGUGGUGGACAUGCGCGGCAGUAAGUGGGACAGCGUGAAGCCGGUGCUGCGGACGCUGCAGGAGUCCUUCUCCUCCAACAUCCACACGGCACUGCUCAUCAAACCCGACACCUUCUGGCAGAAACACAAGACCAACCUGGGCAGCGCCAAGCUCAGCUUCGAGACCAGCCUGGUGUCGGUGGAGGGCCUCUCUCGGCUUGUCGACCCCUCACAGCUGACCUCGGACCUCGGCGGCUCGCUGGAGUACGACCAUGUGGAGUGGACCGAGCUGCGUCUGGGUCUGGAGGAGUUCUCAGGCGCUGCCACGCAGCUGCUGGCUCAGCUGGAGCAGCUGGAGGCUGGGCUGAACCGCAUUCCAGAACCACAGGACGUCGACGAGGCCCGCAAACUGCUCGAGGAACACGGUCGCCUCCGUAACACCAUCGCCACCGCCCCGGUCGACGCUCUCGACCGAGAGGGGCGGAGCUUGCUCCAACGCAUGCGCCUCGGCCCCUCCCAUGGCGAUGCCCCCAAUGAAGGCAGCCACGGCAGCUGGCUGUCGGGCGGGGCGGACUUCCAGAGCGUGGCGCCAAAGGUUUCGUCUCUGCUGGACCGGCUGCAGGCGGCUCGCAGCCACCUGCUGCAGAGCUGGGGCGACCGGAAGCUGCACUUGGACCAGGCGCUGCAGCUGCACCUGUUUGAACAGGACGCCACCAAGAUGUCCGAGUGGAUCGCCCACAGUAAGGAGCUGUUCGUGCAGAGUCUGGCGGAGGUCGGUCAGAACCACCAGCACGCCAUCGACCUCCAGACACAACACCAGCACUUCACCGCCAACUGUAUGAACGGCAGUGUGAACGUGGACAGCGUAGUUACCGUGGCAGCGAGGCUGGCGGAGGCCGGUCACUACGGAGCGGAGAGGAUCGCCAUGGUGUCGUCGCAGUUACAGGAGGACUGGAAGUCCCUGACGACAGCACUAGAGGAGCGCAGCAACACGCUCGCUAUGGCAACAGGCUUCCACCAGGGGGCAGAACAGUUCCUGCUCCGGGUCGAGGGCUGGGUCCAGGUGUGCUCUGAAGGGUCGUUGCCAUCGGCGACAGCAGAACUGGAAGCUGCAGUUAAAAAACACCAAGAACUCAACGAGGAGAUCUCUGCCAACUACACACAGGUCAGUGAGAGCGGUAAAGCCUUAUUGGACGUCCUCCAGCGUUGCCCGGCGACCGAGUCGGAUGACUCGACGGCCAAACCGGACUUCACCGCGGCAACGCACGGCAUCAUGGGAGUUCUGCACCAGGUGCUGCAGGGUCAUCAUGAGGUGGAGGGGGCGUGGCAACACCGUAAGCUCCGCCUCCACCAGCGUCUGCAACUGUGUGUGUUUCAGCAAGACGUCAGACAGGUCCUGGACUGGGUGGAGCAGCAUGGUGAGGUCUUCCUGAACAAACACAGCGGUGUUGGGAAGUCUCUGCACCGAGCGCGAGCGCUGCAGAAACGCCACGACGACUUCCAGCAGGUCGCUCAGAACACGUACACGAAUGCAGAGAAGCUCCUGGAGGCAGCGGAUCAGCUGGCUCAGUCUGGAGAGUGUGAAGAGGAGGAGAUCUACCAGGCAGCCCGAGACCUGGAGCUCCGCAUGCAGGCCUUCAUCCAGCGGGUUGAACAGAGGAAGCUGCUGUUAGAUCUCGCUGUGUCAUUCUACACUCACACAAAGGAGCUGUCGGUGUGGAUGGAGGGCCUCCAGAAGCAGCUGUCCUCAGACGUCCUGGUGUGUCCCGACACUGUGGAGUCCCUCCAGGCUCUGAUCAGCCAACAGCAGCAGCAGCAGGCCAACACUCAGGAGGCCGCCAUGAGUGUCAUCCGGGAGGGAGAAGACCUCAUCCUCCAGCUCAGGCCCCAGGGCAGCUCGGUGGCCCAUGUGGAGUCGGUGCUGCAGCAGCUCGAGGAGUCUCACGUUCAGCUGGAGGAACUUUUCCACCAGAGGAAGAUCCGGCUGGACGUCUACCUGCAGCUUCGCAUCCUGCAGCAGUGCACGCUGGAGGUAACUGGGGAAAUGGAUGCCUGGAAACAAGACCUCCAGAAACAGUCCCAGGACUUUUCUACCGAGAAGCUAGCGUCACCGCGGCUAGCCGACACCAACCAGGACAAGCUGGCCCAGGACAAGCUAGCGCUGAGCCAGUCGCGGCUAGUGGAGGCUAGCCCCGAGGCGCUAACACUAGCACAGCAGCGCAUUCACAGGCACAUGGAGCGCAGGCUGGCCAUGAACAACAUGAUUUAUGAGGUCAUCCAGCAGGGUCACGACCUCCAGCAGUACAUCACCGAGGUCCAGGCCUCAGGUAUCGAGCUGUCGGAGGCUGAGGGCGGGACCUCCGGCCAGGUGGAUGAGCUACAGCGCCUCCUACAGGACAAACAGAAGGAGCUGCAGCAGAUCGCCGACCACACGCACACUCACCUGGAGCAGAACCUGCAGCUGAGACACCUGCAGAGCCAGGUCAAACAGGUGCUGGGAUGGAUCUCCGAGGGCGAGGUGAUGCUGUCGUCCUGCAUGUUGAACUCCAGCUGCCUGUCCGAAGCCGAGCAGCUGCAGAGGGAGCAUGAGCGCCUCCAGCAGGCCAUCGAGGCUCUUCUUCAUGCCGACUCCCUGCAGAGGACCCACCAGGUGGCGCUAGCACUGCAGCAGAGAGCUGAGCUGCUGGUCAGGUCCGGCCACUAUGAUCCAGAUGCAGUGAGGUCCUGUGCACAGACGGUGGCGCUGCACUGGCAAACUCUGAUGCUGAGGAUUGAAGACCGACUCAAACUGGUCAACGCCUCCGCCGCCUUCUACAGGACAUCACAGCAGGUGUGCGGCGUCCUGGAGAGCCUCGAGCAGGAGUACCGGCGGGAGGAGGACUGGUGUGGAGGAGGCGACCGACAGCCGGAGCAGCUGCUGCCGCUCAUCAACAAACACAUGGAGCAGAAGGAGGCCUUCCUGAAGGCCUGCACCCUGGCGAGACGCAAUGCCGAAGUUUUUCUCAAGUACAUUCACCGCAACAGCGUCACCAUGGCCAACAUCUCCGGCCACAGCGUCACCGUCUCGGGGGUGACGGAGGUGACCGGACACUCCCGGGUCCCUGAGCAGCAGGUCAAAGGGAUCCUCAGUGAGCUGCUGCAGAGGGAAAACAGAGUCCUGCACUUCUGGACACUGAAGAAGCGCAGACUGGACCAGUGCCAGCAGUAUCUGAUGUUCCAGAGCCACGCCCAGCAGGCUCUGGAUUGGCUGCAGCAGUCAGGUGACCACUACUUGGCAACACACACGUCGCCGGGGGCAACCGUCGCCGAAACACAAGAAAUGCUGAACCAACACAGAGAGUUUUGUGUUUCUGCAAAGCAUACCCAGGAGAAGGUCCACCUGUUGAUCCAGCUAGCUGAGAGCAUGCUAGCUAAAGGCCACGCCCACCGCACCGAGCUGCGCCGCUGCGUCUCCACGGUGGACAAACGUUACCGCGACUUCACCGUCCGGAUGGGGCAGUAUCGCCACCUGCUGGAGGCGGCGCUGGGAGGCUGUUCUCAGGACAACAAGGACCUGGAGCUGGAGCUCAUCCCCAACAGUCUGUCCGACUCUGACCCUGAGGUCAACCUGUCCGACCCCAGCCACCAGGUCAGCGACGAGAAGAGGCGCUCCGCCCGCAAGAAAGAGUACAUCAUGGCCGAGCUCCUCCAGACGGAACGGGUUUACGUCAGAGAUCUGCAGGAGUGUAUCGAGACGUAUCUGUGGGAGAUGACGAGCGGCUCGGAGGACGUCCCACCUGGUCUGGCCAACAAGGACGACGUCGUGUUCGGAAACAUCCAGGACAUCUACGAGUUCCACAAUAGUAUUUUCCUGAAGGAGCUGGAAAACUAUGAGCAGCUUCCGGAGGACGUGGGCCACUGCUUCGUUACCUGGGCCGAUAAGUUCCACAUGUACGUGACAUACUGCAGGAACAAACCGGACUCCAGUUUACUGAUCCAGCAGCACGGCGUCGGGUUCUUCGAGGAGGUCCAGAGGAGACAUGGUUUGGCUAACUCCAUCUCCUCGGCUCUGAUCAAACCCGUCCAGAGAAUCACCAAAUACCAGCUGCUGCUAAAGGAGCUGCUGGCCUGCUGCGAGGAAGGGAAAGGCGAGAUAAAGGAAGGCCUCGACGUGAUGCUGAGCGUCCCCAAGAGAGCUAACGAUGCUAUGCACGUUAGCAUGCUAGAAGGUCUGGAGGAGGGUCUGGAGGUUCAGGGCGAGCUCCUCCUGCAGGACUCCUUCUUGGUCUGGGAGCCCAAGUCUCUGAUCCGAAAGGGGCGGGACCGACACCUCUUCCUGUUUGAGCUGUCACUCAUCUUCAGCAAAGAGAUCAAAGACUCGUCAGGACGAACCAAAUACCUGUAUAAGAGCAGACUGAGGACCUCGGAGCUCGGCGUGACGGAGCACAUUGAGGGCGACCCCUGUAAGUUUGCUCUGUGGGUCGGACGGACGCCGACGUCCGACAACAAAACCGUCCUGAAGGCGUCGUCGUUAGAGCUGAAGCAGGAGUGGGUUCGCAGCAUUCGACAGGUGAUCCAGGAGAGGCGGGGUCACCUGCGGGGGGCGCUGAGGGAGCCCAUCCCCCUGCCCAAGACGCCCAACCCGACGCUGGGGCGGCAGAGAAGCAUCACCAGGAGGGAGACCAGUGAAGACGCUGACAGUCUGGGAGAUGCCAGCAGUCAGCCCGACACCGUCUCCAUCGCCUCCCGGACCUCUCAGAACACCGCCGACAGCGACAAGCUGUCUGGAGGCUGUGAAUUGGUCGUGGUUCUCCUGGACUUCUCAUCUGGAGGUCCAGGGGAACUCAGUGUUCGCUGUGGUCAGACAGUGGAGCUGGUGGAGCGACCAGCGGACCGACCCGGCUGGUGUCUGGUCAGAACCACGGAUACGACGCCUCAGCAGGAGGGCCUCCUCCCCGUCAGCGCCCUCUGCCUGUCACACUCCCACAGUGCGGCCGACAUGGAGGCUCUGGUUCCAGCCUCCACCACGGCCUCCAGCUCCUCCUCCACCACCACCACCUCCUCCUCCUCUAACUCCUCCUCCACCACCACCACCUCCUCCUCCAACUCCUCUUCCAGCGCCGCCAGGGACUCCAGCAUUUUCGACGGUUCUUCUCUUCCUCCGACUGGUCAAACUGGCUCCUCUCCCUCAGCAUUCCAGGUGGGCGGAACUUCAGGUUCCGUCAGUUCUCCGGGUCCCAAAAGAAGCGGCUCUGGAACCGGAAACACUCUGAAGCGCUGGCUAACCAGUCCAGUCCGACGGCUUAGUCAAGGAAAAGCUGAUGGACAGAAGAAACCUCCAAUCAGGACCAGGAGGCGGGACAACCGGCCGGAGCUGGCCACACCCCUCACUGGCAACGCUCAGGCGGCGAGGAAGGAGGAGGCGGGGCAUAGCGGCGGAGAGGAGGAGCCAGAGGAGGAAGGCUCCACCCCCUUACCACCACCGAUGCAGAUCAUCAAAGACCCCAACAAUCCCGAGGCUCUGGAUUCGGAUCAGGGAUCGAACGAGUCGGACACCGAACAGAGGAACAAGGCCCUCAGAGGACGAAUGUUCGUCGUUAACGAGAUGGUCCAAUCAGAGAAGGACUAUGUGAAGGACUUGGGAGUCAUCGUGGAGGGCUUCAUGUCGCGGCUGGAGGUCAGAGGAAUCCCAGAGGACAUGAGAGGAAAAGACAAGAUCGUGUUCGGCAACAUCCAGCAGAUCUACGACUGGCACCGCGACUUCUUCCUGGUGGAACUCGAUCGUUGUGUCCAGAACCAUGAUCUCCUCGCUGACCUCUUCAUCAGACACGAGCGGCGCCUGCACAUGUACGUGGUUUACUGUCAGAACAAGCCGAGGUCGGAGUUCAUCGUCAUUGAGUACGAGAACUUCUUUGAGGAGAUCCAGCAUGAGAUCAGCUGCCGGAUGUCCAUCAGUGAUUAUCUGAUCAAACCCAUCCAGAGAAUCACCAAGUACCAGCUGCUGCUAAAGGAUUUCCUCAAGUAUACGUCCAAAGCAGGACUGGACUGCGAGGAGAUCGAGAAAGCUGUGGAGCUGAUGUCAAUGGUUCCCAAACGCUGCAACGACAUGUUGAACCUGGGACGCCUGCAGGGAUACGAGGGCAAGCUGACCUCUCAGGGGAAGCUGCUGCAAGAGACCUUCUGCGUUUGGGAGCAGGACGGAGGAGUUUUGUCUCGCAGUAAGAGGACGGUUUUCCUGUUCGAGCAGAUCGUCAUUCUCAGCGAGCUGCUGCGUAAAGGUUCCAACCCGGGAUACCAGUUCAAGAACAGCAUCAAGGUGAGUUACCUGGCGAUGCAGGACAGUGUGGACGGAGACCCCUGUAAAUUCUGUUGUUGGUCUCGAGGCUCGGCGGAGCGCUUCCUCUGCAGGCGUCCUCCAGCAGCCAUCAAGAUGACCUGGCGCUCCAGUCUUCCCAUCGAGUACCAGAGGAAGGAAGGCGGGAUCUCGGUGACCCGCCCACUAUCGUCGGGGCGACCUCCUUCGGGCCCCGCCCACUCCGAAUGGCACGCCCCCAACCUCCUCAGACAGCAGGAGCAGACGACAGGACUUCGUGCAGUUCGGGAGGACGAGAUCUCGGUGUUCGGGGGAAAAGGUCCAGAUCCUGGCGUCCAACCAGCAGGGUCAGAGUCUGGUCUACCGGCCGGCAACAGCGACUUCGCGGUGCCGAAGGCUGGGUGCCGCCAGCGUGUUGAACGCCACUGA